AUGACAGUUUUCAGGCUAAUGCUCUUGGGUUACCCUCGGACAGACCGUCUUGAAAAUGCACGGGAACUCCUUCUUGCAGUCGGCUUUUUGUUAGGCAUCUCGCAGCUGUUAGCCGGAGCAAGGUGCACCGCGUUACCUCCGUAUCCAAAUGACAUCGCCUCCUUGGAGAAAAGGCCGUCGCUUUCGUCGCACUCUGGCCGACAGACACCUGAAAGCGACGAUUCACUUUGCAAUGCACUUUGCGAAGACGUUCUUCAACUACAUGGCCGGUGGCAUGCAGAGAUGAGAAGAAUAGAGCAGCUGGAGUCCCACCGAAUUUGCUUGUUGAAGCAGAUUCGAGAUAUGGGAUACCAAAAGCUGCAGUCGCUGGAAGGGUCUGACAGGAUCAAGAAACUUCAGCCACCCACCCUGUAUGAGCUAUUUGUGCUGGAGCGUGCCCUGCUGCAAGAGCAUGUGGAUGACUUGCAGAAGAGCAUCAUGAAUCUGCAGACCCACAAGGACGAGGAGCUAUUCUGGCGCUGGAUGGGAAGUGUACAGCGGGCUGGAGAAGGUGCCAGUCAGUCCUCAGAUGGCUCACGCGACCGGUUUCACCUAAGCGGUUGCUACACAACGGAGGACAUGGCGGAGAACUUCCAAGCAUUUGAUACAUCUGCCGCUUUUGUCCAGAGAGCUCGAACAGAACUUGCCCUGCCACUCCGACACUUUCAGCAGAAAAUGCUGCACACACCUGGAGACUUGCGGGAGCACUGGGACAAGAUAAACAAGUCAUUGCCAAUCACUGAUCAACGUGUCCUGAAGCAUGAGCUGCGAAGUUUGGGGGUUGCCUUUGAUGCUCUGUUCCCAUCACCUUGGAACCCCCAGUUGAAAGGUGCACAAGGGGUCCAGAAAGCUGCGCAAUGUGAAGCAACGCUGCGUCAGGUUGUUCUCGUAGAGGCGGGUAAAGGGCCUUCACCCAACGAGCCGUCCACGAUAAACAUCCAAGAGCAUGUUUAUGCGCUUCGCGAGCGCUAUGCCUCUGCAUCUCGGGAGUACACCGAUCAGCUAGCUGAAGCAUCGAAGGAGCUUCGCAAAGUUCUAACUCUCUUGGCAGACUUGCAGGUGCUCACGAUUGGAAAAAACACCCCUUCUUUGAUUUUGAUCUGUGCCCCGCACUCCAGCAAGCAAGAUUACUUCUUGCCAGGCCAGAGGCAUGGGCUCCACGGCUGCGGGGCUUGGACCUUGCAUGCCCUGUCAGCCUGCCCUCACCUCGGAUGCGAUGCGUUCCCGCACCAUGCAGAUUGCCAUGCAAUCGAGGUGCUCCGGAUGCUUUCGACUCCGCGUGGAGGUGCCGCUGUGACCUUUGCUGGCUUUGGCAACUUUUAG
This is a messenger RNA of Symbiodinium pilosum, 1362 nucleotides long. The record is from the annotation of a GenBank genome assembly. Lineage: Eukaryota; Dinophyceae; Suessiales; Symbiodiniaceae.